UGUUAGUAUACAAUCGUUUCUGUUCAUCAUUUAGUUAUGAGCAUACAAUCAUCCCGGAUUUGUUGGAUAACCUCUCAACGGCGACUGCUAUAGGUAUMAUUUCUAAGUAUAAUCCGACAGUGAAUUGCAUAGUAUAUCUUUCAUAUUCAUUUAUACGAAAAUUUAUUUUUACGUCCGAAUUUGUGCAAUGAAACACAUUUUUAWUAUCAAUAACAUGCUAGAAAACAAUGAUGAAGAUUCGUCGUGCUAUUGCAAGUGGGAAAAUUGCGAUUUGUACAUGAAUAAAACAGAACUACCAAAACAUGUGAUAAACCACGUAGUUCCAGAAUCCCAAGGGCUGUUCUAUUGCAAAUGGAAAAGUUGUACGAGAGGAGACCGAGCUUUUAACGCCAAGUACAAGAUAUUAGUUCACAUCCGCACUCAUACAAACGACAAGCCGCAUCAAUGCUACAUAUGCAGUAAAAGUUUUACGCGAGCCGAAAAUCUAAAGAUCCACGCUCGUUCGCAUACAGGCGAGAAACCUUAUGUUUGUUCAGUGAACGGAUGCAACAAGGCAUACUCCAAUACGAGUGAUCGUUUCAAGCAUACCCGAACGCACUUCAUCGAAAAACCAUACGCUUGUCGAGUAGAAAGUUGUCUGAAAAGGUAUACAGACCCMAGCUCUUUGCGAAAACAUGCAAAAACUCAUAAUCAUCAAGUUAAGGUGAUACUGACACAAGAUACGAAUCCAUGCUGUUCUUCUUCGGUCUUCAUAACUCCUACUUAUUCUACAUAUUCCACUCCCRACAUUAUUGACCAACCAUUAGAUUUGUCAAUUCGUUGGAAAAAAUAAAGAUUGUACUUAAAGGUAGUAUUUAAUGUUUUAGUGCAAAUUACAAUAUUAUUCAACUAUGUUUAUGAAUUUAUUAUAAUAAUUUACUGUACAUACUUUUACU
Molecule: messenger RNA, 935 nt
Organism: Diuraphis noxia (Russian wheat aphid)
Lineage: Eukaryota; Metazoa; Arthropoda; Insecta; Hemiptera; Aphididae
Biological process (GO): regulation of transcription by RNA polymerase II
Cellular component (GO): nucleus
Molecular function (GO): DNA-binding transcription factor activity, RNA polymerase II-specific; RNA polymerase II cis-regulatory region sequence-specific DNA binding
Source: RefSeq, a predicted model, not a curated record